Molecule: messenger RNA, 1361 nt
Organism: Populus nigra (black poplar)
Lineage: Eukaryota; Viridiplantae; Streptophyta; Magnoliopsida; Malpighiales; Salicaceae
Product: biotin carboxyl carrier protein of acetyl-CoA carboxylase, chloroplastic
Exons: 7
Coding region: 269-1120 (283 amino acids)
Biological process (GO): fatty acid biosynthetic process
Cellular component (GO): acetyl-CoA carboxylase complex
Molecular function (GO): acetyl-CoA carboxylase activity
Source: RefSeq, a predicted model, not a curated record
AAACUAACAGCGAACUACAAACAAACUCUCAGUUGUGACUUUGCUCUCUUCCUCAUUGGUUUCAUCGACUGGGCCUUUUUGUGCGUCUUUUCCAAUCAUUCUUCUUCUGCUUCCUCACCCUCUCCUCCCACUCCUGCCCCCAGACCCAACACAACUCAUUUGUCGGUCUCCCCAAAUACAUAUCGUAAUAAGCUAUCUUUGUCUGUCUCCAACUUGAAUCACUGGUCUCUCUCUCUAAGCAAGGCAAAAGCAAAAGCAAAAGCAAGCAAUGGCUUCUUCACUAUCAACCACAGCUUCUGCUUCUAUGGUGACCAAAAGCGCCGCCAUUUUGCCUCACUACAACACUCACAGCUUAUCCACCCAGUCGUUUCGGCUCUCUCAGAAACCAAAGCUCCGAUUUCUUGCUAAGGGUUUGCAGCCUACUCGUAAUGGUACAUAUUUGGUGAAAGCUCAAUUGAAUGAGGUUGCUGUGGAUGGAUCCUCAAAUGCUGCAGCCUCAACUCUUGCCAAAUCUGAAGUACCAUUGCAGGAAGCGAAGGAUGCCAAGCCAUCAAAUGAACCUUCACCUCCCUCUUUGGCUACAGAGGAGUCAAUCUCUGAAUUUAUUUCCCAAGUUUCAAGUCUUGUGAAGCUUGUUGAUUCAAGAGAUAUUGUGGAACUGCAGUUGAAACAACUUGAUUGUGAACUUUUAAUCAGAAAAAAGGAGGCUUUGCCUUUGCCACCAUCCCAUUCUCCAGUUGUUAUGAUGCAUCCACCUCCACCUCCACCUCCACCAGUAAUGCCAGCAGCCACACCUGCAGCUUCUACUGCAGCUCCUGCCGCUGCUUCUAGUCCAUCACCUUCUGCCAUAUCACCAUCUCCUCCUUCCAAAUCAGUCAAGACCCUUCCACCACUCAAAUGCCCUAUGGCUGGCACAUUUUACAGAAGCCCUGCACCAGGUGAACCGUCAUUUGUAAAGGUUGGAGACAAAGUGCAGAAGGGGCAGGUUGUAUGCAUCAUUGAAGCCAUGAAAUUGAUGAACGAAAUAGAGGCAGAUCAAACGGGAACCAUAGUGGAGAUCCUUGCUGAAGAUGGCAAGCCAGUCAGUGUUGAUACACCUCUAUUGGUGAUUGAACCAUGAAGUACUAUUGUUGAGUAGGCAACUAAGAGAAACAAGUGCAACUUAGAAGGCAAGUGCAGCUGUUAGCAAUAUGAGUGCAAUUCUUGGUAAUGUGAGAUUCGGCAUUGUUAUUUUGUGCUAAUGUUUUGUUUGAAAUGAGCAGUUAGGUAGAGAUGAAAAUUACUUAUUCUUAUGUGAAUUAUUUGUUACUGAAUCUUUAUUGCUCCAACUGAGAAUAAUUUUAUCAUUCCAUAUUUGCAUA